AUGCGUCUGUUUGUUGCUCUCGUUUGCGUCACCCUGGUGGCCCUGUCCUCCGGCCAGGUGUCUAUCCGUGGCAGAUCCCUUCGUUCUGGCCAAAUGAAGCUGGCUGUGGAGCCUCCUACUUUGCUGGUGAAGAACGCCGGCAUUGUGCCACCCACUUUGCUGGUGAAGAACGCCGGCAUUGUGCCCGCUGUCCAGCUGGAUGAAGCCGUGGCCACCCCAGCCAUCCUGCCCCAAGUGUCGGUGGGCAAGCGCCGCAUUGGUUAUCCCUAUUAUCCUCGCUACUGGCCCGACUAUGGCUCUGAUGGCUGGUAUCCCGGUGGCUGGAACUCUGGUCCUAGGUACUGGGACAAUAGCUGGUACAACUACCAGUCUCCUCCCUUCUUGCCCAGGCGCCGUCUUGUCAAGCCUGUGGUUGCUCCAGUGGACUCCUCGUCCAGCUCUGGCUCCUCCUCCACCACCACCACCACCACUAGUGUGGUGUCUGAGGAUAAGCCAUCUGUGGAUGCCACUCUCAGUGCCGCCGUGGUGCCCGAUGUGGUUGCUGUUCCCGAUGUCCUGCCCGUUGCCGAUGUUGUUCCCGUUCCCAUUCCCGAGCUGGCUGUGCUUCCCCAAGUCGAAGACGAGGGACUGAUGACCACUCAGGUGAUCUAA
Molecule: messenger RNA, 651 nt
Organism: Drosophila kikkawai
Lineage: Eukaryota; Metazoa; Arthropoda; Insecta; Diptera; Drosophilidae
Source: RefSeq, a predicted model, not a curated record